UUGAUGCAAAUAAAUUGCUUCGCGUAGGAGGGCGCAUACAAAAUUCUAACUUUUCUGAAAAUAAAAAGCACCUAUUCUUCUGCAGCCCUCUCAUAGGUUUACUAAAUUGUUAUUUUAUUAUCAGCAUGUUAAGUUACUUCAUGCAGGCCCUCAGCUACUUCUCGCUUCGAUCCGUGAAAGUUAUUGGCCAAUUGGAGGUCGUAAUUUAGCUAGAUUUUGUUACCGUCAAUGUGAUAUAUGUUCCAGAAUUAGAGGUCAAAUUGUUACGCCGAUCAUGGGGAAUCUGCCGCAACACAGAGUGACACCUGGGGGGUUUCCGUUUGAGAACGUUGCACUCGAUUAUGCAGGUCCUAUACAGGCCGUUACGCGGCAAGGUCGAGGAUGUAAGGUAACAAAAGUUUACAUUGGCAUUUUUGUAUGUUGCGCCACCAAAGCGAUACAUUUAAAAUUAGUGGGUGACUUAACGAGCAAUACUUUUAUUCUGGCUUUACGGAGAUUUAUUUCGCGUCGGGGAAAACCGACAAAUAUUUAUUCUGACAAUGGUACCUCGUUCGUGGGCGCGUAUAACGAAAUUUCGAAAUUUAUUAAGGCGAGUUGUGAUGGUUUGACUGAUACUAUGGCUAGUGAUGGCGUGUUUUUUCAUUUUAUUCCGGCUUAUUCGCCACACUUUGCUGGCGUUGCGGAAGCUGGUGUCAAGUCCACUAAAUAUCAUUUAGUUAGAGUGUUGGGACAAUGUAAUUUAACGUACGAAGAAUUAAAUACCACACUGGUCCAGAUCGAAGCACUGCUGAAUUCCAGCCCACUCACUCCACUGUCCUCGAGUCCAGAGGAUCUGACGCCGCUCACCCCUGGACAUUUCCUGAUUGGGCGACCACUCGUUUCCCUACCGUCGCCUGAGCUCCGAGAUCGCUCCACGAACACGUUAACGAGAUUUCAUCGUAUUGAGCAGCUCCGCCAGCAUUUUUGGUCACGUUGGAGCAAGGAAUACAUAUUCGAGCAGACACCACAUACAUUCAGAUUAGAACGAAAUGGCGUGCAAGCAAGGGGUCACUGAAACUUGACUCCCUUGUGCUGAUAAAGGAGGAGAAUUUGCCGCCACUAAAAUGGAGAUUGGGUCGUAUCGUCGAAGUGCAUCCUGGCACUGAUGGAGUUACCAGAGUGGCCACCAUUAAAACCGCUGCUGGAAUGG
Molecule: messenger RNA, 1189 nt
Organism: Bombyx mandarina (wild silkworm)
Lineage: Eukaryota; Metazoa; Arthropoda; Insecta; Lepidoptera; Bombycidae
Source: RefSeq, a predicted model, not a curated record